GAAUGCUUCUUUGCGUGCUGGCAGAGGCGGCAUCGAACCUACAAAUGAUCCAGGACGGCCAGCGACAUAAACCAGCCACAGCCAUCCAUCGGCCUCCUCCAUUGCAAGCUUAAUUUCAGAGUUGAGGGAAACUGCAGGGUAAACCAUGAGAGAGCCAGGACGGCCAGAAGAGAUGAUCAAUCGCUACGUGAGGCUUCUGACGGCCACAGAGAACAUCACACGCGGUCUGGGGACCCUGGCCUUGUUGUGGUCCACCGUCGUGCUCCUCGGCGGCUUCGUCAGCACCCUGCGGAUAAAGGAGUUCUGGGUUCUCACUGGACUGAGCAUCCUGAUGGCAUGCAGGACGGUGGACAAUUUUAAGGAGUUUCAAAGUGGGAUCUAUAUGGAAGAGGCCAAAAUCAUUCGUUUAAUCGCGCGUAUGGGAUGGUUCCGCUCCAACGCGAGCGUGGCCUUUCAUCAUACAAUCGUGCUGGGUAUAGCGUUCUUGCCCAAGUGUAUUGUGGUCCUGUGUCUUUCAACAUUGGCCCUAAAUGUUAUGCCAUAUGUGGGCCUGGGGAUCUCCGUUUGGCGUCUUGUACGACGAGAUUAUGGCGAUGCGGGCGGAGAUGCUGCCAACAGAGCAAAACUGGCCGCCGCACUGGACAUCUUCUAUGCUCUAGUUCUGCUCCAGACCUUAGUCGUCAUAUACUGGGCUAAUCUUAGGGUAAUGUUGAAGUACUCAGUUUUGCACGUGCUACGAGUGACGAAACAACAAUGCCCACAAGUAGUUGUGAUGUACUGUUCAGAAACAACAAGGAAGUUUAAGAAGGACAGGGAGCUGCCCGACAAUUGGAACUUGAUGACAUACGCUAUUGGGUUGCUCCAGUCUGCAUCAGGGGAUGAUGACCACCUAUGGGGAGCAAGGAUUCUAGACAAGCUCUUUGAUACCAAGGAUAUUAUAUCUGUAAGACAGGAGAUACUAUCUUCCAGGAGCUCUAUUCAGAAUUUGAUCGGCAUGAUUGGUCGGAGCGGCACAGCUGGUAACAUCGAGAACAGAGAGUGCGCCGCAAGGAUUCUAGCACAUCUUGCCGGUGAUCUCCACGUAGCACACUUCCCAGGUACACUACAAUGCAUUUGUUCCCUACUUGAAAGCUGUAACCAAUUCUGUGAGGCCUGUCCGUUGCUGGAGAAAAAUCCUGAUGAACAGAGUAGGUCAUUAGAAACAUUCCAGCGUCAAGAUGUUGCCCAUAUGGCAGUGCCGAUCCAAGACCAAACAGACCAUGAACAAGAACAAGUCGUUAGUCCAUCAUCUGACGGGUUAGCCCAGUUAGCCCAGAGAAUACAACCAACCGAGUUACCCAAGAGAAAAGACGCAUUUUUAAUUGUUACUCAACAAAUUAGGAAAGCUAUAAAGGAGUCGAGAUUUACUUAUACCUUUAGAGGACCCAAAGAAUUGGUUUCUCAAGGCCUGCUGAUUCUUGAGGGGCUCACACGAGACAAAGUAAACUGUACAGAGAUAAGCAAACAGCAAGUGCUGAUCUCUAAGAUCACAUCACCUCUGAGCAGCCCUGACUUUCUCAUCAUUGUGCGGGAGGACACAAUGGUUGUUCCAAUGCUAAGCAAGUCACUCACAGCAUUAAGCAGGAUACUUGCCUGCCCUGGGGAUGGCGCCACAAGGCUGCGCCAGGAACUUGCCAGUACCACAGAAGCUGUCAGCAAUCUGAUGGCUAUUUUGGAGACUGACAGCGGAGCUGCCCAAGAACUGCAUGGACAAGCCCUGGAGAUCCUGACGGAGCUAGCCUUUGAUGAUUCUUUCAAAAAGCUGGAGUUUAACAAGCUUCUCAAGGCCCUGCUAUGCAUCUUCCUUGAGGAAGCGCCCAGCAAUAAUACUGUAGUUCAAGUGGAACAAGCAGACAGGGAAAAUGCCACCAGACUGAUGAGGGGAAAAGCAGGGGAAGCACUGGCCAGGUUGAUUCCCGUUAGCACUGCAAGAGAAAGAGAUGUUUAUGUUGCUGAUAUAAUUUCCAAGCAAGAGGCGAUCAACCUAUUGACCAAGGUGAUCGAUCAAAUAUUAUCUAGUAAAAUGGGUGCAGAUGCAGCUGAAAAUUUUGUGGAAAACCAGCCCCCAGAAGAUAGAAAGUUUAUGGCAGCCAUGUUAUCCCUCGCCGUGGUGAUAUGCAAAGAAAAUGUGAUCAGUAGAGAAGAUUUUGCUCGAUCCACCCCUGAAGAUGCAGCACUUGCGAAGAAGCUCAAAGACAUACUGAAAGUAAACAAGCAAUGCAUGGCUGAGUCUGAGUGUUUGAGAGUAGUGAAACUUACCUGCCAGAUGGUGAUAGCUAUGACUCAAGCCAAGCCCAGCUGCAUCCGAUAUUUCAAGGAACAUAAUUUCAAGGAAGCACUGACCGAGACUUUGGGAACCAUGUCAGAGGUUGAUAACUGCAUGCUCUUUGCUGGGAAUGAUCGUGAGGUGAUCAAGCCAGCGAGGUCUCUCGCUUCUCUAGUGAAAGAAGCACAAGAACUCCUAAAGACAGCACAAGAACAGGGUAAUUGAUAUCUCUGUCUGACAAAGGGGACAUCGUUAAGUAUAUUAUCUUGUUUUUAUCAAAGUAUAUUAUCUUGUUUUUAUCAAAGAUUUAUCUUGGAUCGUCUUCUGGGCUAUUUGUUUGACAAAAUAAAAAAUCUGUAUUCUUAUUCUUAUUCCAGAACUGGGAUCUACAAUUCUUCUUGACAAUGUAGUUGCGUGCUAUCUAAGUUUUGUAUCUGUAACCCCAUUUUUUCUGUUAAUAUCACGGUUUGUGUGAUGCUCCCA
Molecule: messenger RNA, 2788 nt
Organism: Setaria italica (foxtail millet)
Lineage: Eukaryota; Viridiplantae; Streptophyta; Magnoliopsida; Poales; Poaceae
Exons: 3
Coding region: 146-2530 (794 amino acids)
Source: RefSeq, a predicted model, not a curated record